AUAAUACGAGGAGGGGGGGGGAAAACUAUUGCAAAGCCAGAGGUUUAAGGAGAAAGAGAAAAAAUGACCGAGGUCGAACGAGAGAAUUUGCUUCGCUACAGGGACUACAUAGUGAAGACUUUAAAUCCUGCUUAUAUAUUGAGCUACAUGAAAACCUGGCUGUCUGAUGAGACUGUGGAGAAAAUUCAAGAGCAAAGCAGCCGGCCAACCAAGGCAGCAGAACUCUUUCUUCAGGCUAUUCUACAGCUCAACGUGGAUGGAUGGUUCCGUGGUUUUCUAGAUGCACUACAAGCAUCAGAGUAUACCGGCCUUCAUCAAGCAAUUGACAGUUGGGAUUUCAAGAUAAUUGAAAGUUUGGAACCUCACAGGGAACUGUUGAAACGCAUUGAGCCCACUAUGCGGGACAUUGACGUCAAACAAAUUCACCUCAAGAUGCCAGAAUGCCUCCUAGAGCAGGAAUGGGAAGAAAUUUAUCAGAUUUGUGACACAAAAGGAAGAAAAGCAAGUGGAAGCAAACUGGUAGAAUGCCUGUGUAGAUCAGACAAAGAACAUUGGCCUAAAACUUUCCAAAUUGCACUGCAUGAGACUGGAUGCGAAAAGCAAAGCAGACUAUGGGAUUUAAAAGGAGACUUCUCUGUGUCACAUUCAGAUGAUAAUGCAGAUGUUGAAAUGGAAAAUGAAGAUGAAAGCAGCUGUGUUUUUCAAAUACAAAUUUCUGAAGAAGCAGAAUCUGAUAAUCUUUGUGGGAGUUCAUGUUCAGCUUCAGAUACCUUCCAGCAGACCAGAUACGUUCCAAGGAACCCAAGGAGCUAUCAGAUAGAACUUGCUGAGCCUGCUAUUAAUGGCAAACACACCAUGAUUUGUGCCCCUACUGGAUCUGGGAAGACUUUUGUGUCUAUUAUGAUAUGUGAGCAUCAUCUUUGCAACAGGCCUGCUGGGCAGACAGGAAAAGUGGUCUUCCUCACUACAAAAGUUCCAGUUUAUGAACAACAGAAGAAAGUCUUCAAUGAAUACUUCAAAAAUGACUACAACAUUGCAGGCAUCUGUGGGGAAAAUGCUUCCUUGAGUCCUGCAGGCAUAGUUAUUGAUCAGAAUGAUAUUAUUGUCAUGACGCCCCAGACUCUUUUGAAUUCUCUGAAUGAUGGGACAAUUCUUUCUCUUUCAAUAUUCACAUUGAUGAUAUUCGAUGAAUGCCACAACACUACAGGGAAUAACCCGUACAAUAUGUUAAUGUCCAAGUACUUGGACCUUAAACUGAAGCAAGGUGCACGCUCAUUGCCUCAGAUUGUAGGAUUGACCGCUUCCCCUGGCAUUGGCAAUGCCAAAAACGUAGGUGAGGCCAUAGACUACAUCUGCAAGAUUUGUGCUUCACUCAAUAUUGAAGUCAUCUCAACAGUCAGAAAGAACGUAAAGGACCUAGAGGAAAUUGUUCAUAAACCUGAAAAAAUUAUUAGGCUCGUUGGGACUCGACCACAAAAUCGCUUUGUAGAUAUUUUAUCUCAGAUGAUGUUGAAAGCAGAGGCUCUAGCAAGACAAUUUCAUCCUAUUGAUGACUUGUCUGUAAUGAAGAACCAAUGUUAUGGGACCCAGAAAUACGAGCAGUGGAUAGUCGACGUGCAGAAGAAAGGUGUGGUGUUACAGUUGCCAAAUAAGGAAGAUGAGAGCCGAGUCUGCAGAGCUCUAUUUAUUUGCACGGAGCACCUCCGGAAAUACAAUGAUGCCUUAAUCAUCAAUGAAGAUGCCCGAACCAAAGAUGCUUUGGUUUAUCUGAAAGAUUAUUUUGAGGAUAUCAAAAAUAGCGACUUUGAUGAUAUUGAACAUCAGCUGGCCUCAAAUUUUGAAGUUAAUUUGCUAGAACUCAAGGCUGCUUCCGGGGAUGAAUUGAAUGAAAACCCAAAAUUGGAAGAUAUUAGAGAGAUUUUGGGAGAGGCAUAUCAUGUCAACCCUGAGACACGCACUAUUCUCUUCGUGAAGACAAGAGCACUGCUGGCAGCAUUGAAGAAUUGGGUAGAAGAAACACCUGAACUUAAGCAUCUGAAGCCACAGGUGCUGAUAGGACGUGGAAAAAGAAACCACUGUACAGGCAUGACCCUCCCAAAUCAGAAAGGGACUUUGGAUGCCUUCAAAACCCAAGGGGACAGCAAGCUGCUAAUAGCAACGUCAGUUGCUGACGAAGGGAUCGAUAUUGCUCAGUGCAACCUGGUCCUGCUAUAUGAAUAUGUAGGCAACGUCAUCAAAAUGAUACAAGUCAGAGGUCGUGGAAGAGCAAAAGACAGCAAGUGCAUUCUUGUGACGAGCAAAAAAGAACAGGAAGAGAAGGAGAGAUACAAUUUACAAAAGGAGGCAAUGAUGAACAGAGCUAUUGAAGAGGUACAGAGCUGGGAUGAAAAGAUCUUUGCAAAGAAGAUCACCGAAUUGCAAAAGCAGCAAAUAAAAAUGCUAGAUUCUAAGAAAAAAACGACAGAACCCAAACCCUGGAAAAACAAUCGAGUCCUUUUGUGUGGCAAAUGCAAGAACAAGGCCUGCAGCACAGAGGACAUCCGGGUGAUUGAGGAGUCGCACCACACUGUUUUAGAUGAGAAAUUUAAAACACGGUAUACCACAGGACCUCAUAAGAAGGCACACACCUACGGGAAUUUUGAGAAAAAAGCCAAGAUGUAUUGCCUCAAUUGCCAUCACGACUGGGGAAUCAUUGUGAAGUACAAGACCUUUGCGGACAUGCCCAUCAUUAAAAUCGAGAGCUUUUCCGUGCAGGAUGUUGUUAGCAACAAGCAGUUUUAUUUCCGAAAAUGGAAGGAUGUUGAUUUUGCAAUGAAAGACUUCACUGUUGAAGAAAUACCUUAGUGAAGUACGGUCUGUUCAAACUUCCAUUUAUAAUCUUGCAUGACCUCGUUAAUUCUAUUUUAGUCAAAUUGAUAACUGAGGAACUAUUAACUUUCCACUUACUCCAGUGUAAAUUCAAACUCCAAGGUAGCUGUGACACCUGUCUGAUUCUUAGUACGCUUCCAUUAAUUCCUCAAAAAUGCUGAUCUGUUUUCUUUUGAUUAUGCAAUCUAAU
Ahaetulla prasina is the source of this 3058-nucleotide messenger RNA. It is a transcript of the gene RIGI, whose product is annotated as RNA sensor RIG-I. Gene Ontology annotation, molecular function: double-stranded RNA binding; DNA binding; single-stranded RNA binding. The record is from RefSeq and is a predicted model, not a curated record. The transcript has 18 exons. Gene Ontology annotation, cellular component: cytoplasm. Bases 64 to 2844 code for a protein of 926 amino acids. NCBI's taxonomy places the organism in Eukaryota, Metazoa, Chordata, Lepidosauria, Squamata, Colubridae.